Molecule: messenger RNA, 2067 nt
Organism: Pseudophryne corroboree (corroboree frog)
Lineage: Eukaryota; Metazoa; Chordata; Amphibia; Anura; Myobatrachidae
Gene: LRRIQ4
Product: leucine rich repeats and IQ motif containing 4
Exons: 6
Coding region: 157-1914 (585 amino acids)
Molecular function (GO): protein binding
Source: RefSeq, a predicted model, not a curated record
CGCCCUUAAGGUUAUAGCACACAGGGCAUACAUGAGUACAACUGCCACACAUACAGAAAGCUGCAGCGUGCACGGAUAGUACAUAGCCGGGAAUUACUGCACAGAUUACUACAGGUAUAGCACAGAUUAUAACAUAAGUAAAAUAAGACUAAAGAAAUGCCUGAAUUUAGUCAAGACACACUUGGUAAUGUGGCCAAUGUUCGCUUUUCAAAAACUGUGACUUCUGUUCUCUUGGACACUAAAGAGCAAACAUGGGAGAUGGUUCAAGUGAAACAGGAGUCUGAGUUACCCAGUCCUCAGAAAUAUCGUGUCCUCUUCAUGGAUUCAGCUGAGCAAAAGUAUACUGAAAUCCCCCCUCGUGUUCUACAUCUGGAAGACCUUGAAGAACUGCACUUAGAGAAGAACCAGAUUAAAACCCUUCCAAAAGAAAUCUGCCAUCUUCAUAACAUUAAAGUUCUGUACUUAAAUGACAAUAAUAUUACUCACAUUUGUGACGAGCUCGGAGAGUUGAAGAAUCUCUGCAGUUUGGACCUCAGUAGCAAUCCGCUCACAUGCAACUCUCUGGAUGCCAUAAGCAAAGUACAUCAGCUUCGCAAGCUUAGACUUUAUAAUGUAAACAUGGAAGUAUUCCCAGUUCAGAUAUGCAAAACCCUCCAUCAUUUGCAUCUAUUGGGUCUGUCCCACAACAACCUAAAGUCGCUCCCUUCAGAAAUAGUUAAUUUAAUACACCUGAAAGAAAUUUAUCUGCAGGAUAAUAAAUUUGAGUUAUUCCCAACACAGAUAUGUGCACUGCAGUCUCUAGAAGUUGUUGAUUUUGAAAAAAAUAAGUUGACCUCUCUACCUGUUGAAAUUGGAUCUUUAGCCAGUCUUGUUAAAUUGUUUGUAAAUUACAAUAAGUUGUCAUUCAUUCCAAAUAAAAACUUUCAGUGCACAAAGUUAGCUGUUCUGGAUGUCUCUGGUAAUCGCCUCCACAAGCUUCCUCAUGCUCUUAAUGAGUUGAAAGAACUUAGUGAACUUGGACUGUCAAAUAAUGAGUUGAGAACAUUCCCAUCUAGAGUGUGCGCGUUGCAAUCUCUCAGUGUUCUCUAUCUGAAAAACACUGGCCUGUCCAUCUUACCUGCGGCCUUUGCUAAACUGGAACUUAUCAAGAUAUUAGAUCUUAGCCAAAAUUAUUUCACUGCAUUUCCUGAUGUGAUUUGUGAACUCAAGCAACUGCAAGUACUGUCAUUGGAUGAUAAUUUAAUUAACACGAUUACGCCAGAGGUGAAGUCGUUAAACAAACUUACUUACUUGGGGAUUACUGGGAACAGAUUUGCUGCUUUCCCAAAAGAAGUUUUCCUGUUGGAGUCCUUGGAAAAGCUGUAUAUUGGGCAGGAUCAGGGGAUGCGACUCGCAACAUUACCAGAUGACAUUUGCAUCCUCAAGAAUCUGAAAGAGUUGUACAUUGAAAACAAUAAUCUUGAAUGUCUUCCAACCACAUUGAGCCUGAUGCAAAAUCUUGUAGUCCUGGAUUUGCACAAUAACCUGCUAAAGAACCUGCCAGAUUCCAUCUGCCAAAUCCAAGGUCUGCAACAAUUGCUUCUUCAGAACAAUCAGUUGUCCAAUCUACCAGGCAAUCUGGACAUGUUACACAAGCUGGACCUGCUCUUACUAGAAGGGAAUCCAAUGCAAGAUCCGGGGUCAGAGGUGUGCAGCCUAGGGAAAUCUGUUGUUUGGGAAUACUUAAAAGAAAAAAGACACAGAAAUCUGAUGGCUACAAAGAUCCAGGCAUUGUGGCGUGGGCUGAUGGUACGGAAAGGGCUCGGGCCCUUUGCUUCUCUACUUCAGAUUGGGAAAAAAGGAAGUAAAACAAAAAAAGAUAAGAAAGCAAAGAAUAAAGGCAAGAAGUGUGGUGUAAAAGGAAAGAAGAAAUAGUGGAAAACUCAUCUGAUUAAAAAUAAGAGAUCAUUGCACAAGUUCAAUGAAUGAAAUGAGGAAAUCCUCCAUGAUUACCACUGUCUCCAGAAGGAGCAGCUCAGUGUAUACAUUAUCACAAAUAAACACAUUUCACUCAGUUGCAAUUUGAAA